This is a messenger RNA of Anopheles marshallii, 4875 nucleotides long. RefSeq names its product CLIP-associating protein (gene chb). The record is from RefSeq and is a predicted model, not a curated record. Lineage: Eukaryota; Metazoa; Arthropoda; Insecta; Diptera; Culicidae. Gene Ontology annotation, molecular function: microtubule binding. Gene Ontology annotation, cellular component: microtubule organizing center; cytoplasmic microtubule; mitotic spindle. The transcript has 20 exons. Bases 1 to 4752 code for a protein of 1583 amino acids. Gene Ontology annotation, biological process: mitotic spindle assembly.
AUGGCGUACCAGAAGCCAACAGACAUUGACGGAUACGUCACGCAGAUGGCAAAGGCAGACAUGCGCGUGAAGGCCCAGCUGGCCGAGGAUCUGGUGCUGUAUCUGAGCGAUUCGGAAAAUUCCAUCGAAUGCACAGACCUCGGCCUGCUCAUCGAUGGGCUCAUUCCGUGGAUGACCGGAAGUCACCAUAAGAUCGCACAGCGCGCCCUGGAAGCGUUCACGGAGCUGAUCGUUCGCCUGGGUCAAGACUUUAAUGCGUACACUUCGACCAUCCUGCCGCAUGUGAUUGACCGGCUCGGCGACAGUCGCGAUACGGUGCGAGAGAAGGCACAGCUGCUGCUGCACAAGCUGAUGGAGUGCCGAGUCGUAGCCCCACAGUCGCUGCUGGAUAAGCUGAGCGUCUGCUUUAAGCACAAGAAUGCUAAGGUGCGGGAAGAGUUUUUGCAGACGAUCGUCAGCACGCUGAACGAGUACGGCACACAGUCCCUGUCGGUGAAGAUGUACAUCCCACCGAUCGUGAGUCUGCUCGGGGACCCAGCGCCAACGGUGCGUGAUGCCGCAAUUCAGACGCUGGUCGAGAUAUAUAAGCAUGUCGGCGAAAAGUUGCGCGUCGAUCUGAAGAAGCGUGACGUACCGUCGACCAAGGCGGCCAUUCUCGAGCAGAAGUUUGAUGAGACACGGAAUGAUGGGCUGUUGCUGCCGUCGGCACUGCAGGCAGCCAGCGGCGGCGGACACGAUGAGCUGGACCGAGCCGCGGUCGUCGAGCGGCCAACGCGGUUGGUGAAGCGUACACCAUCGGCCACACCACGGAAGCCACUUUUCGAAACGCAGACGGCCGGCUCGGGUGAUCUGCUGCUAGCAGCGGGUGCCGUGUCCCACGAGGUGUUCGAGGCUUCGUUUGAGAAUGUACCACAGCUGACGAUCUUCUCCCAGCGCGACAUGGACGAGCACAUGAAAUCGAUCAACACGCUCAUCGGUGACAAGAACGUGGAUUGGGAGAAACGGGUGGACGCGUUGAAGAAAAUCCGCUCACUGCUGAUGAUCAAUGUGCAGGGUUCCCCGGCAUUUACGCAGCAGCUGAAGGAUCUUUCGAUCGCGUUCCUCGAUAUCCUGAAGGAGCUCCGGUCGCAAGUGAUCCGCGAGGCGUGCAUCACCCUCGCGUACAUGAGCAAAGUGUUGCGAAGCAGGCUGGAUCAGUUCGUCAUCUACAUUCUGCAAGAGUUGAUCAACCUCAUCCAAAAUUCGGCCAAAGUAAUCUCGUCAGCGGGCACGAUUGCAUUAAAAUAUGUGAUCCGGUACACGCAUGCACCGAAGAUCAUUCCGAUCUUGACGCAGAAUCUCAUGCUCUCGAAAUCGAAAGAUAUCCGCAGUACGCUUUGCGAGAUGCUCGGUUUGUUGUUCGACGAGUGGCCAACGAAGGCGUUGGAAAAACACAGCAGCCUGUUGCGCGAAGCCCUACGCAAAGGAAUGGUCGAUGCGGACAAUGACGCCCGGCGAUACAGUCGAUGUGCAUUCUGGAGCUUUCGGCGCCAUUUUCCGGAUUUGGCAGACAACCUGUACGGUUCGUUGGACAUUUCGACACAGCGCACACUUGAGCGUGAGCGGGACAAUCUCGGAACAAACGGUACCAACUCAAUGAGUGUUAGUCUACGUGGCAGCAACAGUAGCUUGAAUUCUGUCUCUGGUGGGGUGAUAAAACGAAGGCAAUCGUCCGGGUUGCGAAGUCCCGCAACCGCACAACCUCCAGUAAGCGCUACGAGCGUCAGUACGGAAAAUCUCACCACUGUCCCAGGAUCCACCUCGUCGUCAUCAUCGGCCGGUUCGACACGCCUGCAGCGGGCUCCGUCGCUGCCCAGAACGUUUAAUCGCAGUGCCCGGAGUGGUAUUCCUGUUGCGACGACUGCCCGGGAUGCGAAUCCUGCGAUUCAACAAGCGCAACAGCAACAGCCGCCAUUGGUUGUCCGAGCUGGAGCAGCCGGUGGCUUUAGGAGUGUGUCCGCCGUUGACACUGCCGCUGCCCAGCGGGCCCGUGCCAGGGCACAAUACUCAACCCUGGCACGGUUGAAAGUGACCUCCGGAACGGCGUCUCUACAGGGACAUUACGCGCAACAAGCACGUGCUAAAAAGACACCGUCAUCAGCAUCCGCCACUUCAUCCUCCGUAAGCAACGCGACCACACCACAGCAACCUCCUACACCGGAGCGCAAGAUCCGAUCGAGGGCAGGAGUGUCACAGUCACAGCCUACAUCCAGAAGUACGUCUCCAUCGAGCAAGUUGCGUGACAUGUACAGUGGCGUCACUUCUCUGUAUCGACAAACGGGAACGGUGCCGAAAAAGACACAGUCUGGCAUUCCGCGCUCAUUAGCAAACUCUCGAGAAACUAGCCCGACCAGAUCGCAUACACAGUUCGGUUCGUUGCGUCGUCCCGCUUAUGGAACCGGCAGCCCUCGACGACCGCCACUGAAUCCUGGUCGACCAGUAUUGGCACAGAAAAUUCUACAGCAAAGUCGUGAGGCUGAGAAUGCUCUGGCGGAUGCAUUAUCACCUGGUGACGAGCAUGACAUGCCUUGCGCAGACUUUGCUAGGUUAGCUCUCCAUCGUAAAAUUUCACGCGAUGAGUCCGAUGAAAGUGAAGCGUCCUCGGUGUGUUCCGAGCGCAGUUAUGACAGCUACCGACGGGGCAACGAUUCGUUCUCAUGGAAUGGUUCGCGCACGCGGUUAGACAGUUCACGACAAGUGAUCGACGAUAUCGAUACCAUCAUCCAGUUUUGCGCCUCGUCGCACUGGUCCGAACGUAAGGACGGAUUAAUCAAUUUGACGCAGUACCUCAGCGAAGGCAAGAUGCUGACGCAACAGCAGUUGCAGUGCGUGUUGGACCUGUUCCGCAAAAUGUUCAUGGAUCCACACAUCAAGGUGUACGCACUGUUUCUGGACACUGUAAAUGAGCUGAUUCUGUCGCAUUCGAAUGAUCUGCACGAUUGGUUAUUUAUACUGUUGACGCGUCUGUUCAACAAGCUCGGGACAGACCUACUGGGUUCUAUGCAUGGCAAGAUCUGGAAAACGCUUCAAAUAAUCUACGAGUACUUCCCUUCUGAACUACAGCUCCAAUGUGUCUUUCGAAUAUUAGUUGACAAUGCGCAAACACCGAACGUGAAAACACGUCAGGCGACCUUAAAAUUUCUUUCCCAGUUAGCUACAAGCUACUGCACGGCGUCCCAGUUUGUGGUGCAUCCGCAGAACCAGCAGGUGGUUAAUCACGCGAUCCAGAAGAUCAUUCAGACGUCGCUCGAUCAGAAAAGCAUCGAACUAAAGUCGCAGGCACGCAUGUGCAUCGUGGCGCUAUACAACUGCAAUCCAUCACAGAUGACAAUGGCUCUAGCCAAUCUGCCGAAACAGUAUCAAGACACGGCGAAAAUCUACAUCCAACAGAAUAUGAGAAGAAGCACUUCAGGAAAUGAUAGUCCAUCAUCUCCACUGUCGUCUUCGAGCCCCAAACCAUUGCUUAGUCCUCAGCAGGGGCCGUAUAGUUUACAGAACAUCGCUAGUCCGCGAUCACGACAAGCAUCGGUGGAGGCAGCGGCGGAAUCAAUGAACACGGAGGAAGUGUACAAGAAUCUGCGCAAAACCACGGCAGAAAUACAAAAUUACAGCUUUGAGAGCAAACUUGACCGUGAUACAAACAGCAAGGAUUCCGGCAUCAGCCAGAUGGGUGAAACGCACAUGAUGCAAUCGAUGACCGUGCUGGACGGCGUUGGCCAUGGUGUGUAUGGAAUGGCAUCGAAUGGAAUGAACGGUCAUAUAGGCGGAGGCAUGGGAGGCCUUGAGAAGGAUGAUUCAUGUAAUGGAUCGAAGACACAGUCAGCAACAACCACUGAGUCAAACACACCGGAAAAUACCGUACGGCUCGAUAGCAUGGAUCUGGCCCACAAAACGAUAGCACAACAGCAGCAGAUGCUCCAGCAGCAGCGUCACCAAAGUUACAGCUGUGCCGAGAACGGCGAGCUAAUACUGGACAAAGGUGUUAAAGAAAACGAUGUGAUCAAAGCUGCGAUUGUACUGACGCUCCAAUCGGCACCGGAAACCACAAAACAGGUGCUAGAGAAUCUACAAAUUUGCAUCAAACAUGGAUCGUGUGAGCUACCCAUAAAGAAUUUCAAAGCAAUCAUGAAAAUGUUACUGCAUUUAAUGGAAUCGCAAAACAACGAUGUGCUGAUAGCAUCACUGCACACUCUUGGGCGCAUCGUACGAAGCACGGAGAUGAAGGCAUGCUGGAGUAACUUUCUCGAGCUGAUUCUAUUAAAGAUAAUAGACUGUUAUAAAAUUAGCAAAGAGGUGUCACGAGAAAUCGACAUAAUCGUGGUGAAGAUUGCGGGCGUGCUACCGCUGGACAUUUCCGUAAACAUACUUAACCCAGUCAUUGCGACUGGUGAAUUUCCAGCGAAUCUGUGCGCGCUGAAAAUACUGACCGAGCUGACACAGAAGCAGGGCAAGGAUCUGACCGAUAAUCACCUAGAUUGUAUAAUGCCAAAUGUAGCUAGGCUCGCUGAUGAUAGUCAAUCGAUGGUACGGAAAGCGGCAGUGUUCUGUAUCGUGAAGCUCUAUAUUGUGAUGGGCGAAGAGAAAGUGAAACCAAAAUUCUCCCUGCUGAACGCGAGUAAGAUAAGAUUAUUAAAUGUGUAUAUUGCUAAAUCGACGGGCGGCGGUGGCAGUAGUAAUAAUAAGGGCGGAUUGUCGACGACAGCAAUGUCAUGAUCCAAAAAUGCCAAGUGAUUAUUAUUCAAAGGACGCAAAUUUGCUAAACUGCUCUGCAAAUUUCGUAGAAGCAUCUCCGUUAUUCAAGAGUAAAACUAUUUAUAAUCCUACCUACCUACCUAC